UGGAAGAGCGAGAGCUUUGGGAAGAAUGAUCCAUCCAUGGCGGUACAACGAUAGUCUCGCCUCACAGACGCCACUCUCGUCUCGUCUCGCUCUCUCCUUGAUGAUAGCAGCAGUCCAGGCAGGUAGCGCUGCGCUGCAUGACGUUGUUAGCUACAAUGGAAUUCUUUCGACAAGCUCGUCUUUAUCGUCAGUAGGCCGCACAGGCCAUGUCCUGCAUUAGGAAGUUAGUCUCGUCCGGGUGACGUACACCGAAAUGACUUGGACUUCCCCUCCACUGCCAGAUAGCGGCAGACGGUCCUUCGCCGAGGACUACAGACCAGACAGUCUUUGCUGAAACGGAGCGAGCUUGCCUGCUUUAGUACUUGGUAUAUGGCGUCCCGCAGGUCACGGGGACUCUCCAGACCGACAGCAUCGCAGCCGUAUGACACGUACUCGUCUAGAGGAAAGCCAUUUCGUCCCAGCGCCCAGUUUGCUCCCUCCUUCACCAAUAUCGAGUUUGAAGUUGUAAAGGAGUACCAGGGUGACAUCCGGAAGCCCAAGUGGCUUAUAUCGGAGACAGGAGAGACGUACUCGUUUGAAGUCCAGAGGGACGGAUUGCGGCACGAGGAGGUGGAGGUGGUAUUCGAACGCGUUGAGUCCAGUGCACCUGGACGUUCGGCCUCGUCUUGCGCGAAAGCCUGCGCAAAUGGGGGUUUUCCUGUGCAGCAUGCAGAGCAAAACGGCGCACGGGGAGCCUGCGGAGCUGGGGGAGAGAUACCUUCCGCCGACAUAGACGGGAAGCUGUGCCUCGAACGUGCACUUUUGACCAUUUUCUGCUCUCGGCACUGCGAGCGCUCGCUGCUGCCUGCACCGCGAGGCGCAGACUCCUUCUGCGGUAGUGGCGGUAGCAGCUGCAGCAGCAUCCAUUCGUCGAUAUCUAAUCCGUGGAGGUUCGGGUGCCGGUUCAAGUUACCUUUUGACGCGAGUCCGGAGCGCGCGACGGCGGCCCACUCCGUCGGCUCGCUGACGGUAACGGUCCCGAGGCUGUCCUGGUCGAGCCCGUGGCUGCGCGUGCCGCACAUCCGCUGGGGCGCCUGGAGCAUGCAGAUCGCGUCGACGCCGCCGCAGCAUCAGGCGUUGGAUGCGGCGGACAAUGCGGCGUUGUUCGCGGGCCGUUUUGGCAGGGACUGUAGCUGUAGCAUCAGCAGCUGUGGCGGAACGGGUUCGUACGGCUCCCAAGGGUCGGUGUCAGGAACUGCAGGGUCGUCCGUAACAGGCGGAAGCGCGUUGCCGUGUGUAGCGGGCAGGAUUUUUUCUCCGCCUCAGCCCAGCACGGCAUGCGGCGGAGCUUGUUCUUCCGCGUCCUCGUCAGGGGAAUCCGGCGGAAGGGGAACAUGGGGAGCUGCGGAAGGAUGGAUGGGCGCAGGGGGAGCGGGGUCUUCUGAAUCCGCGUCUGGGGAAACAGGCGGAAGGGGAAUGUGGGGAGGUGCGGGGGAAGGCAGGGGCACAGGCGAAUUUUAUCAGUUGCAGAGCGGGUUACAACAACCUUCGCAGAAUAGAUGGUCACCGGAGGCAGCAAGGACUACCACCUCAUUUGAGUCAGGCGGCGAUGAUGAUUGCAUGGAAAUGUGAUCCUAAUACCGUAACCCUGUUCCCAUUUAGUGUACAUCCCGUCCGGAACUGCUCACGUCACAGGAAGCGGCUGCAUAUGCAUUCACUCACUCAGCAGAUCGGCAAUAUUCAACCUGGCUUGACAGUCAUGCCGCAAGCAGUAAGAAGCAAUCCUGAGACUGAUCACGAGCUGUGUGGCUGUCCUCUGAACUACCUAGCUGUCGGUUUUCUGUCUAUCAGUAUUCCUAGUGCGUGAUGCGAUGUGAUGUGAUGUAGUGCUAUGCUGCAUGCAGGAGAAGGACCGGCUCCACCACAUGUCAACAGCAGCACUUGAUUUCUCUCAUGCCAUCAGAUGGAAUAUGCUA
Messenger RNA from Closterium sp. NIES-67, 1955 nucleotides. NCBI's taxonomy places the organism in Eukaryota, Viridiplantae, Streptophyta, Zygnematophyceae, Desmidiales, Closteriaceae. The record is from the annotation of a GenBank genome assembly.